This is a messenger RNA of Daucus carota subsp. sativus, 894 nucleotides long. RefSeq lists its product as uncharacterized. Gene Ontology annotation, molecular function: zinc ion binding; nucleic acid binding. NCBI's taxonomy places the organism in Eukaryota, Viridiplantae, Streptophyta, Magnoliopsida, Apiales, Apiaceae. The transcript has a single exon. The record is from RefSeq and is a predicted model, not a curated record. The coding region runs from base 1 to 894 and encodes 297 amino acids.
AUGGAGAAGAGUAAAGCUAGUUUGGAAGAAAUGUGUGCACGGCUGGUGUUAGAAGAUGAGGAGGGAGAGGAAAUUCUGGUGGGAGAAGAAGAAGUAGUAAAAACUAAGGAAUCAUUCAUUUUGGUGGGCCGAUUUCUAACAGAUAAAAAUAUUAAUUUUCCGGCGAUGCAGCAUGUUUUGUCAUCAUUAUGGCGACCCAGAGAGGGGGUGGAAAUACAUGAUUUGGGGAUUGGAAGGUAUUCAUUUGUCUUUUAUCACAUAUUGGAGUUACAGAAAGUCAUUGAUGGGGCACCAUGGAAUUUUGAGCAAAGCUUGCUAGUGUUUCACAAGUUGGAAACAGACGACCCUAAUGUGGUUGCAUUAGAUAGAAUGGAUAUAUGGGUACAAGUUUAUGAUAUUCCAUUACGUAUGCUGACUGAGAAAAUUGUGCAGUCAAUAGGGAACUUAGUGGGCACAUUUGUUAAGAUGGAUCCAACAACUUUGAAUGGCUUGUGGAAACAGUAUAUUAGAAUUCGUGUAACAAUGGAUAUUAAGAAACCAUUGAAGCGCCGAAUGAAAUUAAAACGAGAAGGUGGGAGUUCCAGUUGGAUCAAUUAUAAAUAUGAACGUUUAAGCAUGUUUUGUUUUGUAUGUGGCCGAUUAGGUCAUUCGGAUAGAGACUGUGAGAUAGUUUAUGCGAAUCCGGAAAAGAUGGUGGAGUGGGCUUAUGGGGUGUGGCUUCGAGCUCCCACCAAAAAUACUAGAAUGCAGAAAAUGGGAUCGAAAUGGUUAAGAAACGGGCCUGAUGGUGUGCGGUCAUGGCAAGUCGGUAACAAUCAUGGAGGCGGUGUUGAUGUUGCAGUUCGAUUCAUGGAAACUGGGGGUGUGGUUAGCGAAAUCCCAAGGGUUUGUUGA